AUGCGGAGAAAUCAUCAGACAUCGAAUUUCAAACCCUUUCAAUUGCCUUCCCAGAGGCGCACAAAUGCCUCCUCCCCGUCCAAGAAUAGUAGUAUAACCGGUAUCAUCAACGAGAAACUCAUCCAAGGCUCCCAGAAGCCACAAUACAGCAGCCCAUCUCCCCGAAAGCCCUUCAAUGGCCUGGGAUCAUCAGCCCAUGAUGGCGACCCUCAAUUGGAUGCUUUUGACCUAGAACUACUAGCCUCAGAGGAUAUAGAGAUUCAGGAUUCAGGAUUUGGAGUUUCUCAAUCUAUGCCGCUUCAAGCGUCUCGCCAGCCUGAUCUACAGACAUCCCAAGUCUCUCGUUUCUUUCAGCCAAGCUCGAGUACCGUUUCUUCCCGCUGGAAUGGGCCCAGUUCAUCGGACCCUGUUUUAGGGCCUCCCUCGAGCCCGUUGGCUUCGUUCCACCAGAAGAAGAAUGGAAUAUGGAUGGGACAACGCAGCCUUGAGACGAAUCGUGGCCCAUACCACAAUGAGACUAAUCAGUCCUCACCCCAGAAACCGAUCGCCCAAGCGAGUUCAAUGGCUUCGACUGAAAAUAGACAACGGCAAAACCUAUUCAGCAACAUCCCACCCUCUGUGCGGGGGAUCGUACUCGUAUCAGUGAAUGACCUGCCGGAGAACUACCGCUCGAUGUUCCCAUUCCCACUUUUCAAUGCCAUUCAAUCCAAGUCCUUCCACUCCGUCUACAACAGCAACGACAACAUCGUUCUAUCCGCUCCAACCGGCAGCGGCAAGACAGUGGUGAUGGAAUUGGCCAUCUGCAGACUCCUGAACACCCUCAAAGACGAACGCUUCAAAGUAGUCUACCAAGCACCCACCAAGUCCCUCUGCAGCGAGCGCUUCCGAGACUGGCACUCCAAGUUCUCCAGCUUGAACCUCAAGUGCGCAGAACUGACUGGAGACACGGACCACAUGCAGCUGCGCAACGUCCAGUGUAGCCAGAUAAUCAUCACGACGCCCGAGAAAUGGGAUAGCAUGACUCGGAAGUGGAAAGAUCAUAUGAAGUUGAUGCAGCUCGUGAAGCUCUUUCUCAUUGACGAGGUACAUAUUCUGAAGGAGACGCGUGGAGCUACGCUCGAGGCUGUGGUUUCCCGGAUGAAGAAUAUCGGAUCGAAUGUGCGAUUUGUGGCUUUGAGUGCGACUGUUCCUAACUCUGAGGAUAUUGCUACCUGGCUUGGGAAGGAUGCGACAAACCAGCAUGUUCCUGCCCACCGGGAGCAUUUCGGUGAAGAGUUUCGUCCUGUCAUAUUGAAGAAGGUUGUCUAUGGAUAUGCGUCUAACUCGAAUGACUUUGCAUUUGAUAAAGUCUGCGGUUCAAAGUUGCCUGAAGUAAUCGGAAUGCAUUCAUGCCAGAAGCCUAUCCUGAUAUUCUGUUGCACACGGAAUUCAGCGCUUGCGACGGCGAAAGAGUUGGCUCGCCUUCACACAUUGACGAAUCCACCUGCCAGGCUUUGGAAGGAACCCAAGAAGUGCCUCGAGGCUCAUAAUGAGGAUCUCAAGACAACACUCGCUGCUGGUGUAGCAUUCCACCACGCUGGUUUGGGUCCCGCUGAUCGCCACACUGUUGAGACAGGCUUUAGAGAUGGGCAUAUCAACGUUAUAUGCUGCACGUCUACACUUGCAGUUGGAAUCAACCUGCCUUGCCACCUGGUCAUAAUCAAAAACACUGUCUGUUGGCAAGAUGGAGGCUGCAAGGAGUACUCAGAUUUGGAGAUGAUGCAGAUGCUUGGCCGCGCGGGCCGACCUCAAUUCGACGACAGUGCAACAGCGGUCAUCCUCACCAGGAAGGAACGUGUAAGUCACUAUGAGAAACUGGUUCAGGGGUCUGAGAGUCUGGAGAGCUGCUUGCAUUUGAAUUUGAUUGAUCAUCUCAAUGCUGAGAUUGGCUUGGGGAACAUCUCGGACGUCGAAUCGGCUGUCAAAUGGCUCGCUGGGACAUUCUUGUUUGUUAGGCUUCGUCGAAAUCCGACGCACUACAAGCUCAAGGAAGGUGCAAACAAGGAAGACGAGGAUGAGUUGCUUCGCCAGAUUUGUGAGAAGGAUAUCGAUCUUCUUCGGAAGUGCGGUCUGAUUGAAGCUGAGAGCCUUCAUUCGACCCAGUUCGGCGACGCUAUGGCUCGGUACUAUAUCCAGUUCGAGACUAUGAAAGUCCUAUUGUCGCUGAAGCCACAAGCGACGUUAUCUGAAACGCUUACCGUGAUUGCACAAGGCGAAGAAUUCCGCGAGAUUCGCCUUAAAGCCGGCGAGAAACCACUCUACCGAGAGAUCAACCGUGAUCCUGGCAUUCGUUUCCCCAUCAAAGUCGAUCUAGCCCUCCCAGCCCACAAAGUCUCACUACUCCUUCAAUCCGAGCUAGGGGCAAUUGAGUACCCCGAUAACGAGCAAUUACAGAAACACAAAUUCACCUUCCAGCAAGACAAAAGUCUAGUGUUCGCGCAUGUCAACCGACUAAUCCGUUGUCUAAUCGACUGUCAAAUCGCCCGCGGCGACUCAAUCACAACCCGCAAUGCCUCGGAACUCGCUCGGAGCCUCGGAGCAAAGGUCUGGGACCACUCACCUCUCCAAAUGAAGCAGAUCGAGCAAGUGGGUGUUGUUACAGUUCGGAAGUUGGCUGCUGCUGGGAUUACCAGUAUUGAAGGUCUGGAAUGUGCGGAGCCUCAUCAGAUUGAGAUGGUUCUUAGCAAGAAUCCGCCUUUCGGAUCUAAGUUGCUCUCGAGAUUGAAGGAGUUUCCAAAACUGAGGGUUUCUGUGAAGAUGCUUGGAAAGGAUGUGAAAAUUAAUUGUGUCAAUGUCCGAUUCAAGGUUGAAGUCGCGUUCAUGAAUGACAAGAUUCCGACGUUCUUUCAACGUCGUCCGGUUUACGUGUGUUGCAUGAUAGAGAGGUCCGAUGGCCAUAUGAUCGAUUUCAGACGCACAAGUGCGAAUAAGCUCCAAGAAAAAUUGGAAAUUGAACUCACCGCUGAAUUGACGAGUCCGGAGCAUGUCAUUGUCUGCCAUGUUAUGUGCGAUGAGAUCGCGGGGACGUGGAGACAAGCUGAGCUCAAACCUAACCUGCCAGCUCACCUUUCUGCUGCUAUACGGGAUAAGAAUGCCAAGGCCCAAAAUACUGAAACCUCGCGUCAAUUCAAGGGGAAUUUGAAUCCUAAAGACGCAGAGAAACCGAAGACCACGACUCAUCCCCACGGACGAGAUAUAACUAGUGUCAAGAGCAAGUCCCGAUGGGAUGUGGACGAUUUUGAUGGCGAUGACCUCCAGCUCGAUGAUUUCCUCGUUGGGGAUGAACGCCGUGGCAAAGCUAAGGAAUCCACAAAGCCACGGCUUCAACAGUUUGAUGAUAUAGAUUGGUUCUCAAUCGAUUCAACUCCACCGAGCCCAGCUAAGAGAAUGUCGAAGGUCUCAAAUCCCCGAGAAGAAGACUGGGCAGUGGAUAUGGACGAGCCAGAGGCUGAGUUCGAGCCAGUCAGACUUGCGAAUGGCAAAUGGGCUUGCAACCACAAAUGCAAAGACAAAACAAGCUGCAAACAUUUCUGUUGUCGCGAGGGAUUGGAAAAGCCCCCGAAGCCUCCGAAGGCACCGAAGCGGGCCGUUCCCGCGGCCCAAAAGGAAGCUGGUCUCAAUCAAAUGACUAUUUCUGCAAGUAUCACAAAGGCAACCCCAACCAGUAACUCGAUUUCGAGAAACAAAGUGGCCAAACAACGCGUCACGGGGUUUAAGAAUGACGACCAUGUUUCAAAGGCGAAGAAAAUGCCGAUGUCGCAGGCUGCAAAGAAGAAUCCAAGUCGAGAGAAGUCUGUCCUUUCGGAGAGGGACAAGAAUAUUCCUUCAUAUAAGAGGGAUUGGGAAAUGAGUCCAAUGAAUCUCCUCUCGGGUGACUAUGGUGACGAUAACUUCGACGAUUUACCGUCUCCAUCACGACUUCUCGUGAAUAGCGGACCAGGGCUUAGAACAUCAGUUUCUCCGGUGGUGAAUGACCAGGCAAAGAACAACAUCACAGAUGUUGCAGUCAUUGAAACGAAGCAUACAGACCUCGAGCCUUUGCCCUAUGCUUCACGGUCCGCUGUCCCUCAAAAAGACCAAACCAAGCCAUCAACCCCCAAACAACACGAGAUAAUCGAGAUUCUAGACGACACACCUCCAGACUCAACAAGAUUGCCAAUGACGACAAAAAACAAGGAGUCUUAUGUCAAGCUGAACACACUUCCACUCUCGACAAAAGCAGACCAAGCCCCCGAGCUAAAACGGAAGGCGAGUCAAGACAAAACUCGAACGGAAGACCACAAAAAACGAGUGAAGCAAAGUCCCUUCGUUUCGGCUUUGCAGUUCCACACUUCAAACUACUUGAACGAUAUACAACCACUGAACCCCGAGCAUCCUGCGUCUCCUGUUUCUCCUGUUUCUCCUAUGAUCGGCGGUGGGAUAGAUUUGACUGCAUCAUUUGACGACGGAACGGAUCUGCUUGAUGAGUUCAAGGAUAUCAUUAAAUUAAUUUAA
This is a messenger RNA of Penicillium psychrosexuale, 4533 nucleotides long. RefSeq lists its product as uncharacterized. NCBI's taxonomy places the organism in Eukaryota, Fungi, Ascomycota, Eurotiomycetes, Eurotiales, Aspergillaceae. Gene Ontology annotation, molecular function: nucleic acid binding; ATP binding. Bases 1 to 4533 code for a protein of 1510 amino acids. The transcript is spliced from 10 exons. The record is from RefSeq and is a predicted model, not a curated record.